Colletotrichum truncatum is the source of this 684-nucleotide messenger RNA. RefSeq names its product signal peptidase subunit family protein. The record is from RefSeq and is a predicted model, not a curated record. Gene Ontology annotation, cellular component: membrane; signal peptidase complex. Lineage: Eukaryota; Fungi; Ascomycota; Sordariomycetes; Glomerellales; Glomerellaceae. Gene Ontology annotation, biological process: protein targeting to ER.
AUGUACAACACUUUGACCCGUGGCCAAAAUGUUUUUGGCUUUUUUACCACGGUAGCCUUUGUCGUGGCUGCCCUCAUCGCGGCCACAGACCUCGUCACCCCACGCGCUCCCUCCGUCGGCGAGAUCAAGACCACCAACGUCCAGGUCAUUAAAGGACGCCCUCAUUACUACUCCACCAAGAAGGAGGAGUAUGCCAUCAUCAAGUUCUCACUCGACGCCGACCUCUCCGACCUCUUCACCUGGAACACCAAGCAAGUCUUCGUCUACGUGACCGCCGAAUGGCCGGAUAACUCGAAGAAGAAUACCGUUCCCGGUGUAAACGCCACGAACCAAGCCGUUAUCUGGGACCAGAUCAUUACUUCUCCAAGCGCCGACCAUCUCUCCAACAUUGGCCCUGCCGCUCUGCGCAAACUUAAGAAGAGCGCAGAGGGCAAGAGUAUCGACCCCAACCGUGGUAAGCUUAAGAUCAAGAACCAGAAGCCCAAGUACCAGAUCACCCACCCCUCGGGUAAGAUCGCCGAAUCCGACAAGGUUGUCCUGAAGUUGCACUACAACGUUCAGCCCUGGGUUGGCAUCUUGACAUGGAACCAAAACCGUGACCUUGGAUACUGGAAAGCGCUAAAGGGCGGUGUUAGCAAAGCUUUCAAGCUUCCCGCCCUGAAGGUCAAGGAGAAGAAGCCAUGA